AUGAUCGAGUUACAAUUGUUACAGACUGGUAAGGGGGGAGAUCCCGAGUUCGUGAAAGCCUCUCAACGGAAACGGGGUGGCGAAAAGGCGGCCGAAUUAGUCGACGAAGUCUUGGAACUAUACACUAGUUGGACCAAAGUCGGUUUUCAGCUAAAGGAGGCUCGCACAGAAGGUAACGUCAUCAAGAAAAGAAUCGGUGAGGCCAAAAAAGCCAAGAAGCAGCCUGAGCCCGAAUUAUGGGCUUCCAAAGAGCAAUUGGAUGACAAAAUCAAACAAUUGGAAAAGGAAGAAGCCGAUGCCGAAAACCUACUGAAGAAUCGGGCCAGUAGUAUUGGCAACAUUGUACAUGAGAGUGUCCCCGUCAGCAUGUCAGAGGAUGACAACGUAAUCCUGAGAACAUGGAAUCAGGAACUGGGCAUGCCGUUCGAAAAACGCGAUGAUUUUUUAUCGCACGACAUAGUGAUGCACAGGCUAGACGCGGUGGAUCUGGAGCGAGGAGCCAAGGUUGCAGGCCAUCGGGGCUUCUUUCUGAUCAACGAUGGUGUCGAUCUCAACCAGGCUAUGAUCAACUAUGGACUGGACUUCUUACGCAAAAAAGGAUUCAGGAAAACUAUGGCUCCGUUCAUGAUGAGGAAGACAUUGAUGGCCAAGACCGCUCAACUGGAGGAGUUCGAUGAGGCUCUUUAUCGCCUAUCCGGUGAUGGGGAAGAUGAUAAAUAUCUCAUUGCUACCUCUGAGCAACCUUUAUCAGCCUAUCAUUCGGACGAGUGGUUUGAAAAACCAAAGGAGCAACUGCCUCUCAAGUACGCAGGAUACUCGACAUGUUUCAGGAAAGAGGCGGGCUCGCAUGGACGCGAUACAUGGGGAAUAUUCCGGGUACAUCAGUUCGAAAAAGUGGAACAAUUCUGCAUCACCGACCCGUCGAAAUCGUGGGAGAUGUUUGAAGAGAUGAUCCAGAACUCUGAGGAUUUCUACCAAUCCUUGGGGAUCGGCUAUCGACUCGUUGGCAUCGUUAGUGGUGCGUUGAAUAAUGCGGCGGCGAAGAAAGCCGACUUGGAAGCCUGGUUCCCGUCGAUGGGCGAGUUCAAAGAACUCGUUUCCGUCAGCAAUUGUACCGAUUAUCAAUCAAGAAGCUUAGAGGUCAGAUGUGGGGUUAAGAAGCAAGGUGACACCCAGAAGGUAUAUGUCCACAUGCUUAACGGUACUCUCUGUGCUACAGAAAGAGCACUCUGUUGCUUGGUCGAAAACUAUCAAACUCAAGAUGGCUUGGUGAUUCCUCAUGUACUUAGACCGUACAUGCAAGGCCGAGAUUUCUUACCAUUUGUCAAGGAAGCCCCAAAAAAGAAGAAAUAA
Molecule: messenger RNA, 1353 nt
Organism: Puccinia triticina
Lineage: Eukaryota; Fungi; Basidiomycota; Pucciniomycetes; Pucciniales; Pucciniaceae
Exons: 9
Coding region: 1-1353 (450 amino acids)
Biological process (GO): seryl-tRNA aminoacylation
Cellular component (GO): cytosol
Molecular function (GO): ATP binding; serine-tRNA ligase activity; tRNA binding
Source: RefSeq, a predicted model, not a curated record